Messenger RNA from Triplophysa dalaica, 2053 nucleotides. It is a transcript of the gene edil3b, whose product is annotated as EGF-like repeats and discoidin I-like domains 3b. Lineage: Eukaryota; Metazoa; Chordata; Actinopteri; Cypriniformes; Nemacheilidae. The transcript has 11 exons. Gene Ontology annotation, molecular function: calcium ion binding. The record is from RefSeq and is a predicted model, not a curated record. Bases 63 to 1451 code for a protein of 462 amino acids.
CAUCACACCGGCUGGACAUCUUUCAGUGGGGUUUUGUCCGCAUCACAGUGUCUGCAGGAGAGAUGCUGUCUGUAUUUGUGUUCCUGCUCUUGCGCAUUGACGCCUCCAUCACACAUCCAACAUCCACGGGUGAGGUGUGUGAGCCGGUUACAUGUGAGAACGGUGCUGACUGUCCCACUGCACCCGCUGAUGAAAAUAUUUUGUCAUCAGGAUGGGAAGAACCAGCGGUCAUCGGACCCUGCCGUCCGAACCCGUGUCACAACGGAGCCGCGUGUGAGGUCAGCGAGACGUAUCGAGGCGACACUUUUAUUGGAUAUGUCUGCAGGUGUCUACCUGGAUUUGAAGGUGUUCACUGCCAACACAACGUCAAUGAGUGUGAGAGAAAUCCGUGCAGGAACGGAGGCAGCUGUACAGAUCUGCGGGCCAACUACACCUGUCAAUGUCCCGCUGAAUACAUGGGGAGAAACUGUCAGUACAAAUGUUCUGGACCUCUUGGGAUGGAGGGCGGGAUCAUUUCAAACCAGCAGAUCACAGCCUCGUCCACACAUCGAGCUCUGUUCGGUCUGCAGAAGUGGUUUCCGUACUUCGCUCGACUAAACAAGAAGGGUCUUGUCAAUGCCUGGAGCUCUGCUGAAGGAGAUCGAUAUCCAUGGAUUCAGAUCAAUCUCCAGCGGCCAAUGAGAGUGACCGGUCUGAUAACACAAGGAGCCAAGCGUCUCGGGAGUCCCGAGUAUGUCAAGUCAUAUAAAGUAGCGUAUAGUGAGGACGGGACGGCCUGGAGCAUGUUUAAAAUGAAGGACACACAUGAGGACCUGAUAUUCAGUGGAAACACAGAUAACAGCAGUCCCUCCGCCAGCUCCUUCAGUCCUCACAUUCAAGCUCAGUACAUCAGAAUUUACCCACAAGUCUGUAGAAAACACUGCACGCUGCGUCUGGAGCUGCUGGGAUGUGAGCUCACAGGAUGCUCGGAGCCGAUGGGGAUGAAGAGUGGACACAUUCAGGAUGAUCAGAUCUCCUCCUCCAGUGUGUUUCAUACCCUCAACAUGGACAUGUUCUCCUGGGAACCCUCCAAAGCCAGACUGGACAAACAGGGCAAAGUCAACGCGUGGACGUCCGCUCACAACGACCAAUCACAGUGGCUGCAGGUCGAUUUUUUAAAUCCCACUAAAAUCACAGGAAUCAUCACACAGGGAGCCAAAGACUUUGGUCAUGUGCAGUUUGUUGGAUCUUAUAAAGUGGCGUUCAGUGAUGAUGGAGAACAGUGGCUCAUAUAUCAGGAUGAGAGACAGCAGAAGGAUAAGAUCUUCCAAGGAAACUUCGACAAUGAAACCCACAGAAAGAACGUGAUGGACCCGCCGAUAUUUGCCCGAUUCAUCCGGAUUCUGCCGUGGUCGUGGUACGGACGCAUCACUCUGAGGGCGGAGCUUCUGGGUUGUCCAGAGGAACAGUGACUGUCUUCCAAACAUUUCAAUACAAUUGAAUCUUUGAUUAGAAAACUCUUUUGAAUACAUUUAAUGCUACUUUUAUGAGGAUUGUGAUGAAUUUCUCACGCUGUAAACUAUCACAAGGCUUUCUGAAUGUUACACUAAAUAAUCAUUAUUUUAGGUUGUGAAGAUAGUGAAAGCGCUCAGGUUUUGGAUUUGAAAGGUAAUAAGGAUUGUAAACUACAUGGUGAACAUUUUUUAUUUAUUCAAGUCAAGCUCAAAGAAUGGAUAGUUACCAUUUCAUAAAAACAUCUUUGUCUUUUUGGAAUUAACCCGAGUUCUGCUCUAUAUUUAGUUUUCAUUGAAUAUUCUUUCACUCAGGAUCAUAUCUUGACUCGUUCAAACUACAAACUCUUUGUCUUUUUUUUUAUUCUGUAUAUAUAGAAAUAUGCUAUGAAUCAAGUGUUCUUAUACUGUAAGCAUAUGUACUGGAUUUCUAUUUCUCAUGACAGGACCGAUUCAGUAUUUAACAGACGGGAGUGUAUACUGUACUUACAGUGGUUCUCAACACUUUAAAAAUAAAACUGUGAAAUGGUUGUGGCAGAAUUUUGUUCAUGUAUAUCUAAUCA